AAGCUCCAGAAACUGCCAUAGAUCUGUCACUCUCAUCCUGAGCUCUCACAGAGGAAGGCAAGUGACUGUGUGAGGGGCUACAUGAGCCCCCUCUGGUUGCAGGGUUCUGGUCUGCAGGGCAGCGGAGCCCUUUGGGGUGGAGAGUGGCAACUUUCAGGCCUUGAAGCUGCUGCCCACAGUUCUGCUCUGAGAACACAGAGGGCCCAAGAACAGCCGGUGUCCCAGGGCUGCCCAGUGAGGAGGGAAGGGUGAGAGUAUUCUUGCUGUCAAGACUGGGAAAUGAGGGCCACGAUUCAAAGGCUUGCUUCCUAGGGAGUAAAUCUCACCCGAUGUCCAGGUGUGCAAAUGCAGCAGACACAUUUGUGGGUGGGUCACAUUCUGUCCAGAUAUAUCAGAAUGUCUAUCCCUGUACGCCCCCACCUCUGGCAUGGGACACAGCCCUUCCCUGCACACAAAUGGGUUGUCAAUUACGUCCAAUGAAUGGCCUCGCGAGAGCCCUGUUGGGGAAGGGAUUAUCUGCUCAUCUCCUGUAAAGCACAGAGCCACACUCAGAACCUACGGACUGCAAUCGCCUGCAGGCCAGCCACAGGCUUUCCUGUCAUCCUCACACUUAGACUUUGAAGCCUCGCCUUUGAAUCGGAAGCAGGCCGCUGUCAUUCCAGAGGCCCCUGUUCAUCUCUGGCUUCCUUCCAGAUGACCAGGGGCCCCGGGUCCCUGGGCUGCCUGGGCCAGGACAGCCGCCUUAGGAGCAAAUGGAAAUGCAGCUUCCGUGGCUUGUUUGCCCUCCUGUAACCCCUUCCCUCUCACCUUCGGUCAGGGCCUGCUGUCUUGCACGCAGCAGUGCUUACUGCCAUGGUGAAACCGAGGCAGGGAGGACGCAGGAGGACCGGCACAGGAGGGGGGGCACCGCCCCGGGAGCUUCCCCUGUGUCAAAGCAGCUUCCUCAGUGAGCUCCAACACAGAUCCUUGCUGACUUCAGCCUGGAAAGCCUGACAGUGCCACCCUAGUUCCUGGGCCUUGAAAAGGCCAAAGCCACGAGCAGGCAGCCACUGUUCCACAAGACAGCUAGAGAUGCUGUUGCCCACAGACAUCACAGCAGGGGUGCCAUCUUCCGUGUGCACAUUGGCACAGGUCUUGGAGGCCCAGAUUAGCUCCUGGCUUGAACUUAUAUCACCCUUACCUGAAAAUCUGCGUCUGCACCGCUCAUCUGCACGCCCCUUGAGGGCAGGGACCAGGCCCCCUCUGUGUGGCCCUAGAGUGCAGGUGCAUGCAGGUCGAGUUGAGCUGCUAUUUGCUAAUGGGAAUUUGGGGGCAUGUGGCUUGUCCUCGUUGAGCCUCCAUUUCCUGGCCUGUCAAACUGGGGCAAUGCUCCUGUUAUCCACACAGUGUCAUUUAGGGGUGACAUGAGAGAUGGCGUGAAGUACCCAGCACAGGGCAGGUGCUUACAGGCUGUGGGGUCCCCACCCUACUGACACACCAAGCACACGUCUGCCCUGCCAUGGUGGGGAGCAAACAACUUUAGGGUUCCGACUCCCCGGGAGGCCAGGCCGGGCAUUUCACUGUAGGAUGCUGAAGCCGCAGGCAGUCAUCGCUGCGAGAAGAGAGCCUGGCUCUGAGGUCCGCUGUCUCCUGGGCAGCCUGGUGGGAAGGAAGGAGUUGGCAGUGGCCCCUCACUCUGCCAGCCUCUCCUGCCCUUUGUACUCCAUGAGGCGUGAGGAAGUUGCCAGGUCUCCCAGCAGAGGGAGGGGUGAUGUCCCCUCUGUUCUUCCUAAUUUGUUGCUAAUCAGAUUCUGCUUGCAGCCGGGCUCUCUGGGGAUGAAUCUAAUAAAGGAGGCGGCAACCUGGAGAGGACAGACGACAAGUGACCGGGGGGGACAGCACUUCUUUUAGUACAUUUUCCUGUUAGACUCAGAGUAUUAGAGACCCAAGGAUUCCCAAGGAGGAGCGAGAGCGUCCCUGCCUUUGAGGAGCAGACAGGACACUGCCAGGCGUUUGCCUCAGCAUGGAGGGCGGGGCCGCGGCAUCCACCCCCGCAGCGCUGCCUUACUACGUGGCCUUCUCCCAGCUGCUGGGCCUGACCUUGGUGGCCAUGACUGGCGCUUGGCUCGGGCUGUACCGAGGCGGCAUUGCCUGGGAGAGCGACCUGCAGUUCAACGCGCACCCUCUCUGCAUGGUCAUAGGCCUGGUCUUCCUGCAGGGAGAUGCCCUACUGGUUUACCGUGUCUUCAGAAAUGAAGCCAAACGCACCACCAAGGUCCUGCAUGGGCUGUUGCACGUCUUUGCGCUUGUCAUCGCCCUGGUUGGCUUGGUCGCGGUGUUCGACUACCACAGGAAGAAGGGCUACGCUGACCUGUACAGCCUGCACAGCUGGUGCGGGAUCCUUGUCUUUGUCCUGUACUUUGUGCAGUGGCUGGUGGGCUUUGGCUUCUUCCUGUUCCCCGGAGCUCCGUUCUCCCUGCGGAGCCGCUACCGCCCACAGCACAUCUUCUUUGGUGCCACCAUCUUUCUGCUUUCCGUGGGCACCGCCCUGCUGGGCCUGAAGGAGGCACUGCUGUUCAACCUCGGGGACAAGUACAGUACAUUUGAGCCUGAGGGCGUCCUGGCCAAUGUGCUGGGCCUGCUGCUGGCCUGCUUCAGUGGGGUGGUGCUCUAUAUCUUGACCCGGGCUGACUGGAAGCGGCCUUCCCAGGCCGAAGAGCAGGCCCUCUCCAUGGACUUCAAGACGCUGACGGAGGGAGACAGCCCCGGCUCCCAGUGAUGCACUGGGCCAGCCCUGGGGGUUCACGGGCUGUCUUCUUGCCCACUCCUGCUAAGGCAUCUUCAGGAUUGCAGGCUCUGGAGAGUGGCUCUGGCAGCAGGCGGGUGGGUGGGCGCAGCUGCAUCUGUUGGAGUGCUGCUUUCUGGGGUCAGGUCUCUGCCUCCUCUGCUUCUCCUUUCUCUGCUGCUAUAGACCAGUUCAUUGUAUGUAGCUCCCGUGUCUCUGUUUCCCCCUUCAGUGCAGAAGGCUUUGGAUAGGACUUCGGGUGGUCAGUCCUGGUCACAGAGCACAGGUCUUUAAAGAAGCGAGACAGGAAGACCCACCCUCCCGGCAGCAGAUGCCUGGGGCAAGGCCAGGGGAAACUGGGGGGGCCUCAGGGACAGGCCUGGAAAGGCCAUGAUGGCUGCUGAAUUCAAACAAGGAGUCCCUCCAGCCCAAAUAACACGUGGCACAAAUGGGCCCAGCCUUUGGCAGAGGAGCAAGUGAUAUGAUGUGUAAAGUAUGUUGGUGGUGAGAGCAAGGUUCCCCAGGAGAGGGGAGGGACUGGCCCCUGGGAAGCUCUGAGUGAGGCUGUGGCCCAGCUGUAGUCCUGACCUUCCUCUUCUUUAACCCUCUAGCCCUAGGACGGCUUUGGUGGAGAGGGGAGAGAAGCCCAGGACUUCAGACAGCCUUUCUCCUGGCGGAUGGAGGCAGGCCUUCUCCCAGGCUGCUCCAGACGUGGGAGUUGGGAAUCGGGGGCACCUGGCAGCCCCUUCCUGCUGGGGCUCCCUCCUUGCAGCACCCCCCUUGCAGCUCAGCUCUGGUUUCCUUUCCCAGGCUCACCCAGGCUCUGCUCAGGCUGGGAGGCAGAGAGCACAAACCGUAGAAUUUUUUAAAUGAAAAACCGCUGCUUCUGGCUGUGGCUGGGGCCCCUGGGGCUGCUGGAGCUGCUGCCUCUGUUCUGGAGGACGAGGCUUCUCCUUCUUCCCUGGUGCCCGUCUCUCCAGGAAGUCAGGACUGAGGCAGAACCAGGUCAUCCCCUGUGGCGUCUGCACAUCACUGCAGCCGUAUAGAGUGUCAUGUUAGCUGAGCCACCAUUUGGCUUUGGCCCGGAAAUAGUGUGAGUAAAACAUUGAUCAAGACCAUCCUGACGAACACAGUGAAACCCCAUCUCUACUAAAAAUGCAAAAAAUUAGUUGGGCAUGGUGACGGGCGCCUGUAGUCCCAGCUACUUGGGAGGCUGAGGCAGGAGAAGGGCGUGAAGCCGGGAAGUGGAACUUGCAGUGAGCCGAGAUCAUACCAUUGCACUCCAGCGUGGGCGACAGGCUCAAAAAAAAAAAAAAAAAAGAACAUAAGAACAUUGAUCAUGUGCUUCUUGGAUCUGGUGACUUGGUGACUGUUCUCUCCCUGUUUUCCUUGUUUUUGGGGGUUUGAGGAGCAUGACUUAGCUUGAGACAGACACAGUGUACUUCAGUGAAGAACUUAAUACAAUUUCCAAACCUGAUGACCUUAGAGAAAGGGGCCAGUGUUCUCUAAUGCUUGCAUUUCCGGUAGUUGGCUUUUGCUGUGGCUCCUGCCUCAGGCAAUGUCAUUUCUGAGAGCAGGUGGUUGUAGUCCAGGCCCCUCCCCAGCAGGGGCUGCCCAGGCUCCUUCCAGCCCCUUUCCCCACCUCCUCUCAGCCUGCCCGGAUGACAGUGUUCGCCUCCUGUUUAGACUGUACACUCUUCAGGGGCAGGGGCACCGUCAGUUCUUUCAUGAGCUGGCACGCACAUGUAUAGUGAAAUGUUUACGUUUGGGAAGACUCCGCCUUAGACAAACUACGAAAGUACAAUCGUGUCUCUCCCUAGUCAGAAUGCUACAGAGAGAAAUGGAACCUUAGAUUAGCAACAAAAGUCUGUAAACUGGUCUGUUUGCCAAAGUGAACACUGGAUGACUAAGGAACCGAAGAAGGCCCCCAGAAGCAGAUUUGUGGUGGGUUAUUUUAUUUUGCCUGUGGCCAAUCUUCUGUGAAAUACAAUGUGCUGUUGGUGCAACAGAUGAUUCAAUAAAUGUCUACAGCAGA
Messenger RNA from Chlorocebus sabaeus (green monkey), 4799 nucleotides. NCBI's taxonomy places the organism in Eukaryota, Metazoa, Chordata, Mammalia, Primates, Cercopithecidae. The record is from RefSeq and is a predicted model, not a curated record.